CUGUGGCGAUGAAACGGGCGCGAAUAAUUAAGAGGCGACGAAAAAGUUGGCGACAAAGUGGACGAUAAUAAAGCCAAGGCGAUGAACAAUGUGGCGACAAAAAGUAUUUGACCAAGAAAAUUUUUUUUUCUGAUUUUGUCUGAAUAAAAAUUUUUUUUCAAGGGGUCCGGUUUUUUUCUGUUUAGAGGGGCUUAAUUUUUUCAAUUUUUUGUCUAGUUACAUUAAUCCAAUUUUAUACUUAAAACAAUUUUCUACUGAUAUCUUCGUGUUUUGUUGAAUAAAGUAAAGCCUAUUGAUUGCUACGAAUGAAAAAUUUCUGCAGGAGUUUAUCACACGCCUUACCGGCCAUUUUAACUUGGUCUCUAAUUGUUGGCUGCUCAGCGGCGUUUUUCUAUAUUCUCGUUCCGGCGUUAAUCAUCAAGCUUGGGACGUUUGGUUAUCUUUUUUGUGCGAUAGAUUUUGUUCUGUUUGCUUUUUGUAUUUCAAAUUUGUUUAUGGCAACGACAAUGGAUCCUGGUACUCAUCCAAUCGCAACCUCUUCUGAAGUAGCCAAUUUGGACGAUUUCCGUUCACCUCUUUAUAAAAGUGUUGAAAUAAAUGGAAUAACAGUUAGAAUGAAAUGGUGCGUUACUUGUAAAUUCUACAGGCCUCCGCGUUCUUCACAUUGUUCAGUUUGUAACAGAUGCAUCGAUUGCUUCGAUCACCACUGCCCUUGGGUCCACAAUUGUAUUGGACGACGAAAUUAUCGCAACUUUUUCUUGUUCCUCUUCUUCCUCAGCUGGCAUAUGAUUUGUGUGUUUAGCCUCUCAUUAAGCUACACACUCCUAAGUCGUCGGGAUAUUCUUACAAGGCCAAAUCUUUGCUCAAUUGUGUUAAUGUCAAUUUGUACUUUACUUGCUGUCCCUGUUAUUGGGUUGACUUGUUUUCACAUUGUUCUGGUUUUGAGAGCGAGGACGACGAAUGAACAGGUAACGAAUAAAUUCCGUGCUGGACUGAAUCCGUUCACUGUUGGAUGUUGUGGGAAUUUGUGUCAUUCUUUAUGUUCCAGUCAAUUUCCAACCAGUUAUGAGAGGCCUAACAAGAAAAAUCAAAGGGUACAUAGAGAAGCAGUUAUUGUGUAUGUGCCGGAAUGCGACAAUCAAAAGGAUGGUCAAAUCAGGUUGAAACGAGGUGUCGGUGAAGACAGCGCGGUCUCGAUUGGUACAGCAGUCUCAGGCGUUGGGUUUAAAUCGGCAAAUUCUUUAAAUCGUGUAAGAAUGAUUGCUGACUCAAGAGAAGACGAUUCUAGAUGUAAUUUAUUCAAUGCGGAUGAAGAGGAAGAAGAAAAUCAAAAGAAGUUGGAAGUGAAAGUCAACAAUAAUUCGGCUAAUAUUGAUUGUGAAUUACCUCUCUCGGCCUAUGAACGUAGUCUUCAUGAAGCUUACAAGGAUGUUCCACAUGUUCGCCUUUCAAGUUCAGAAAAUUCAGCUACGCAAUCAUUACUUGGCGGUGGAAAUAUCAAAGGUCUUUGCAAAGCGGAUUUAAAGAAUGUCAGAAGCAAUAGAAGGAACAACAGCAGUCCAACAAAAAGAAAUUCUUUUCAUGGAAUGUUAUCAAUUAAUAGAAAAAAUGAAGCAUCACCAAAUGGAGUAAUGACAAGUAUUUCUGAAUGUAGUAAAGGAAAUUCUACAAUUUAUACUAAUACAACAACAACGUCUUUACUUACUAAAAAUGAAAUGUCAAGGAGAGCUUAUUUUUGA
Molecule: messenger RNA, 1739 nt
Organism: Meloidogyne enterolobii
Lineage: Eukaryota; Metazoa; Nematoda; Chromadorea; Rhabditida; Meloidogynidae
Source: the annotation of a GenBank genome assembly